AUGGCAGAGGAGCUGUCCUCGCUGGUGCCCAAGACACAUGGAAUCACAUUUAGAAUUCAAAUCAAUGUGAAAGAACUGCUGGAUACAGAUGUGCUUUUAAAGCUGUUAUUUCAUUUACCAGUCAAUUAUCCAUCAACUCUACCAGAUAUUUCUGUUAACUCAGACCAGCUUACAAGGGCCCAAUGUAUGGACGUGAAAGAUAAAUUACUUGAACAAGCGAAGAUGCAUCUUUCUGAACCCAUGGUACAUGAUCUGAUUCUUUGGAUACAGCAGCAUCUUAAAUAUGUCAUUAAGCAAUCAACAACAGUUUGCAAUGAAAAAACUACUUUGUCAAAAGGAACAAGUACAGAGGAUGGUAUCUGGAUGCUCCUUUUGCAUUUAGAUCACAUGAGAGCAAAGGCAAAAUACAUCAAAACCGUGGAAAAAUGGGCUUCAGAUCUGAGGCUGACUGGAAGACUGAUGUUCAUGGGCAAGAUAAUAUUGAUUCUUCUUCAGGGUGACAAGAGCAACAUUAAGGAGUACUUGAUUCUUCAGAAAACUUCUAAGGUAGAUGUGGACUCAAGCGGAAAGAAAUGCAAAGAGAAAAUGAUUAGUGUACUGUGUGAGACAAAAGUACAGUCACAGCAUAAAAGGUUUCAGAUGUUUGAAGUGAAAGAAUAUUCAACACUGGAUGAGCUACAAAAGGAAUUUGAAACUGCAGGACUUACAACUCUUUUCUCCGAGUUUGUGCCUCCUCUCUUAAAAUAAAAUUAAAAGAAAACACUGGACUCCUCAACCAAAGCAGUAGUUGACUGCAGAUGCUGAUGGAAGAUAAAAGGACUAAUUCAGCAAACAAUGUUAAAGCUUUUCUGAAAAAAAAUGCCAGAAGUAGCCAUCCUCUUGCAAGAAGGAAAAGGCAAUUCAUACAUUAAGAAUUAAUAAUUUUUUGACAUUUAUGUAUUGAUAACCUUUUUCCAAGGAAUGUAGAGCUAAUUGUGAUAAUUGCAUGGCAAGCAU
Messenger RNA from Balearica regulorum gibbericeps (East African grey crowned-crane), 996 nucleotides. NCBI's taxonomy places the organism in Eukaryota, Metazoa, Chordata, Aves, Gruiformes, Gruidae. The record is from RefSeq and is a predicted model, not a curated record.